UUUUUCAGCAAAUGUCACAAUGCCAGAAGAUGUCGUCAUGAUGAACCAGACCCAGAAUGGAGAUGAGCUGAUAGAGAACCAAUCGGACCUACCAGACAUCGUCGUGAUCACGUGUAUGUUGUCGUUGUUUAGCAUCAUUGGCACCACCGGCAAUGCAUUCGUGCUGUACGUUUUCUCGAAGAAGAAGGAUAAAAACACGUCUACUGUUUUCAUCUUGGCGCUUGCCUCCAUAGACUUUGUGACAUGCAUUCUAGUUAUUCCGUUUACUAUAGCCGUGGAGUUUCAGUUCAAGAAGAUUGAUAGUGACCUGACAUACACCUCAGAGCAUGAUUCAGCAUCUCCUGGGUUAUUAUCCUAG
Molecule: messenger RNA, 358 nt
Organism: Mya arenaria
Lineage: Eukaryota; Metazoa; Mollusca; Bivalvia; Myida; Myidae
Product: C3a anaphylatoxin chemotactic receptor-like
Exons: 3
Coding region: 20-358 (112 amino acids)
Biological process (GO): neuropeptide signaling pathway
Cellular component (GO): membrane
Molecular function (GO): neuropeptide receptor activity
Source: RefSeq, a predicted model, not a curated record